This is a messenger RNA of Cryptomeria japonica (Japanese cedar), 2514 nucleotides long. Its product is annotated as phytochrome A-associated F-box protein. Lineage: Eukaryota; Viridiplantae; Streptophyta; Pinopsida; Cupressales; Cupressaceae. The record is from RefSeq and is a predicted model, not a curated record. Gene Ontology annotation, molecular function: protein binding. The transcript has a single exon. The coding region runs from base 235 to 1722 and encodes 495 amino acids.
GACUGACGUCCACUUUCAGUUACACCUUGGAACAGCACAUCCUAUGGCCCAGAUGCCCAUCACACCCACUCCCUACCUUUUCAUCUUCGAAUGUACUUUAAAGGAACCCGUCUCUUCCUCCAUACAUCAUCAUUCAGUUCAUUCAAAUCUUAACAUCAGACAUGAUGCUAAUAUGCCAAUGACCCAAUGUUUCGAUACAAAUCUUUUGGGCUUUUCUAAUGUUCUGUGAUCGCCAUGGAGGAACACUUGAAGGAGGAAGUGGCUGCAUUUACAGCGAUUUCAGAGGACAUUCUCCUCAACAUAUUUUCUAAGCUUGAAGGCGAUCCAAGAUAUUUGGCUAAUUUAGCUUGCGUGUGCACCAAGUUCAGCUCCAUAAUACGAACAAUCUGCUGGAAGAAGAAGUGUAUAGUGGAGAUCCCAAGCGUUGUAGCCGAUCUGUUGCAGACGCCACGGUCCGCUGUUAAAUUGGCGGAGCCGCCGGGUGGGUGGGCAGCGCUUCAGAAGCUUGCUGUGUGCUGCCCUGGCCUCUGGCACGCUGGGGUUUUAUUAGAUAGCUGGGAUUAUGGCCUCGAGCGAGAUAUUGGGCCCAGCGAACACUACAAGAUCGAAACCCGUCCAGUGCAAAAAUCUUCAAGCGACGAAGGAACCAGCGAAAUCCAUUCCCACUGGACUGCGUUUGAUGAUCUGCAUUUUCAUACUGAUUUUCAGGCCGGGCUAGGGUUUGCUCAAAACCCUAGCAAAGAGGAGGCUUCGCAAAUUAAGGCGGAGGAAGCUCCAGUUGGAGAAAACGGGCAUGGCGUGGGGGCGGAACACUUAGGAUUUGAGCAAUACCCACAGGGCAAAAGUGCGACUGCUGACAAGUCGGGAGUAGCUUCGGUUGAAUGUUCUAGUGGACGAAAAUCCUCAGGGCUUUCUACAGACGGAAGAAGUGGUUAUGAUACUAGGGAGGAGCCUCGUGAAUUUCAGCAAUACCCACAUGGAGAAAGCUGCGGUUCUGCAAAUUCAGACCCACUCUCGGCAGAAAACCGUAACGUGGGUCAAGUUUCAAGUCUUGUGACAGAACAGUCGGAUGGAGAAAAUGAGCAUGGUCCCAGGGAGGAGAAAUGUGGGUUUGAGCAAUACCCACCUGGAGAGAGUGCGCAUGCAGUCCGUUCAGGAUCAGGCUGUGAAAAACCUUCUGAAGGCCAUUUUUCAUCUGAAAUGCUCAAUUCCAGUGAGUCCAGUGAGCUUGAGGCAAAGAGAAAAGAUAGCCCCUACUUCUUGUCCGAUGAGUGCUGUGGUAUGAACUUCGAUGCAAAGAAGAGGAAGAAAGGACAUCAACACCAAUCGAUUUGGCCUCAUAUGGCCACUGGUGCCUGGAAUCUUUCAAGAGAGCAGGGCAACAAGCUUCUGCAGAGCAGGUUUCGUGGGGACUGUCUCUAUAUAUGUGAUUUGCCUGGCUGCAUUCACUCAGAGGAGAAGAGGAGUUACAGGCUUUUUAGGGGGAUUUUUAAGAAUUUCAAAAAUUCAUCUGUGUGGAGGAACAUCAAGGACAUGAAAGCCAAGAAAAGUGAGAUGAGUUGUGCUUUCUGUAACUCAGAUGGCACGUGGGACAUGCUGACUACUUUCUGUUUGAGGAAGUCGUUUGAGUAUCACGAUGAUGGGGAGCCUGUUGUUAGGGCCUAUGUCUGUGAGAAUGGGCAUGUGGCUGGGGCCUGGACGGACAGGCCAAUGUAUACUUAAUUGGAUUUUGAUGAAGAAAGUCUCUGAAUUUUAGAUUUAAAAAGAAAAUGAUUAGUGGUACUGGAUAGCUGUUUUAUUACGGCGUUAGCUAUUGUAUUUCAGUCGGUGAAGAAGAUCCUGGAAGAUUAUUGAAGUUUGGUCGAUCAAGUGUUUUGAGAUUUCUGAAGAGUGUUUUAAAGGAGAAUCUCAGCCAAUGCUAAGAUAUACAUUCUGUUGUAGCUGUAUUUAUGGAUUCUUGAGGGGAUUUUGGGAGUUUGGUGGCUGAUUUCAUCUCAAAGAAAGACAGAUUAUUUUGCCCUUCAGGCAUGUUUCUGACCAAUUUGCAGGCGUCUUUCUAACUAAAUGGCUACAAAUAAAAUGCCCAUCACAGGGUGAGGUAGUAGCGACAAUAAUGCGCACCAGUCCUACAUACACGAUUACAAGCACAAUACCCAUAAGGUCAUCUUCUGCGAUUUACUAAUUCACGUUAUUGUACUUUUUAGAUUAUUGCCCUAGAACUAGUUAGAAUUAAAGUUCAGUUCUUUCAGCCAGGCUUUGAAGUUUGGCAGUUGUUCUUGCCUGUCAGGAACACAUUUUUUUGGGUGGUUUCUUUAAGACAGCAUUUCAUUGGCACGAUUUUAUACGGACUGGUUAUCUUAUUUAAAACUUCUGAUUAUAUAAAAUACCUCAUUCCUAGCUUCUAAUUGUCAUUUUCUAUAAACUGUCCAGAUAAAUUGACUGUAAAAUAUACUAUGUAAGAUUGCUUUCAUCUUCCAUUACUGGGAAUAAAAUCAAGAUUGCUUUCAUCUUCCA